Messenger RNA from Sphaeroforma arctica JP610, 252 nucleotides. RefSeq lists its product as hypothetical. The transcript has a single exon. The record is from RefSeq and is a predicted model, not a curated record. The annotation marks the transcript as partial. Lineage: Eukaryota; Ichthyosporea; Ichthyophonida.
CAUGGGCAACACUGUGGAUAAUGUCUUACUGCUCAAUGACACCGUUGUCGAGGAUCUGGGCAAGUAUUUAUCUUUUCAUAAGGACCGAGCUGAUGCAGAUAACAUGUCUGGAUUGUCAGCCGCCUUUGUCCAGGCCAAAGUAGAUCAUGAGAACGCCGUGGAAGCGGUGUGUGUACGACUGGGUGUAGCGCUAAGUAGUUUAGAUGCGUGGAAUGUGGGGAAACGGAUUGAAUUAAAAUAAGUUGUAUACAU